Haliotis rubra (blacklip abalone) is the source of this 2546-nucleotide messenger RNA. Its product is annotated as solute carrier organic anion transporter family member 2A1-like. Gene Ontology annotation, cellular component: membrane. The transcript is spliced from 9 exons. Lineage: Eukaryota; Metazoa; Mollusca; Gastropoda; Lepetellida; Haliotidae. Gene Ontology annotation, molecular function: protein binding. Bases 13 to 2010 code for a protein of 665 amino acids. The record is from RefSeq and is a predicted model, not a curated record. Gene Ontology annotation, biological process: sodium-independent organic anion transport; transmembrane transport.
UGAAACGGCAAAAUGACGGAAGAAAAGGACAAUGAGAAGUCCCUUUUGGACAACCAGGAAGAUCAGAAGACCAAUGCCAGCCAUGUUGUUUUGGCGGAGGAGGACGACCCUGACACGCAGUGCGGGAUAGGAUCGUGCAAACCACGUGCAUUUCAAGUCUUUGCCAAUAUUACAGCCUUCACAGGUUUCUUCAGCCUCACGAGCUUUCUGUCAUCAACGCUGUUGGCAUAUGUUAAUUCCCAAGUCACGACACUGGAGCGUCAGUUUGGCUUUACAAGCUCAGAAACUGGUAUUAUAAUGGCCAGUAACGACAUUGGCUAUAUGCUGAUUGUCGUUUUCGUAGCCCACUUUGCCCAUCGAUCUCAUAUUCCCAGGGUUAUGUCAGCAAGUGUCAUGCUUUUUGGCAUUUCCGGUCUGAUUUGCUGCUUGCCUCACUUCCUGUUUGGAACGGAACAGUCGCCCACCGAGGAAUACGUUUUAAGUAAUGCGACGUCACGAGUGUAUGGCCUGUGUUCGUUAGCAAAUGACUCGCUCAUGAACUUUUGUGAAGAAUCUGACUCUCCUGAAAAGCCGGAAGUGACGUCAAACAGACCACGUGAUCAUGCGGCUGCGGCGUUUUGGAUAAUCAUCAUCGGGAUGGCUCUGCAAGGCGUAGCAAAGGCCCCAAGAAACGCGUUUUCGAUAACAUAUGUAGAUGGAAAUGUGGCAAAAGCCAAAACAGGAUAUUAUAUGGGCAUCAUCAUUAGCAUGAGCAUCUUCGGUCCAGCCAUUGCCUUCAGUCUCGGCAGCUACUUCACCAGGAUAUAUGUCACGUUGGAAGACACAGACCUGUACCCCCGCCACCCUCGUUGGAUCGGUGCCUGGUGGCUGGGAUACCUCGUGUUCGGGGCUGCAGCUGUUAUCAUGAGCAUUCCUGUCUUCUUCUUCCCCCGCAGAUUGAAGAGUGCACCGCCCAGUAAUGUUGAGGACGAUCUAAAGAAGAGGAAGAGGGAUAUUAGCCUCAUAGCCAAACUUAUUUUCGAGGCGAGAGAUUACUUAAAGGUGUUUGUUGGCAUCUUGACCAACCCUCUGUACGUCACUCUGGUCAUGGCCAGUGUGUGUCAUCUAUUCUCUGUUGGGGGAGCGCAUGCCUUCAUGCCCAAGUACAUGGAAAACCAGUUCGGCCUUCCAGCAUGGAAAGCCAACCUUCUCAUGGCUGGUCUGAGUAUGCCGAUGGCGUCACUGGGAACAUUUGUUGGCGGCUGGUUGACCAAAAAGUUUAAAAUGAACCCCAUAACAGGGUUGAAGUUUGUCAACAUCUUCACGUUCGUCACGGUUCUAGUUGUCGCCCUUGGAUUUCUGUUUGGAUGUCCACAACCAAAGAUACUGAACCAACCUGGGUCGACACUAUCAUCGGCGGCUGACCAAGGCGAAUGCGGUAGUUCCACCUGCCACUGCAACGACAACGACUUCUUCCCCAUCUGUGGCUCCGACAACAACAACUAUUACUCACCGUGCCACGCAGGGUGCCUCGCCCAGAAAGGACCGAGUUACACGAACUGCACGUGCAUACCCAACGGUGGCAGGGCGAGCCCGGGUCUGUGUGACUUCGACUGUCCAUACCUGUAUCCCUACGCUGUGACCCUUGCUGUCUCGGCCUUUCUCAGCACAAUGCUUAUCAUGCCAAAGGUCAUCAUAAAGAUCAGGAGCGUCACAGAAUGGGAGAAACCGAUUGCGAUUGCGUUUUCAUCGUUUAUGACGUCAAUGUUUGGCUUUCUUCUUGGACCAAUCAUAUACGGCCGCGUCAUAGACUCCACCUGCCUGAUUUGGGAUUCGCCUUGUGGUGAAAGAGGAGCAUGCGCAUUAUAUGAUAUCGUCGACUUCCGUCAGAAAAUGCAUGGAUUCUUCGUAGUAUCGCGUGGUGUAACCUGCUUCUGUUUGCUCAUCGCUCUGGCAAUUGCCGUUAAGACUAAAAAGUUGCAAAAUGUCAAGCCCACGAAGGAAAAUGAAGAGGAGGUGAUCCAAGGAUAAAAAUAGUGAAAUAUGAUUGCAGCGAGCAGGGUGUUACCAACUUAUAAAUCAGUUCCUGCCAAAGACAUAUAUUCACUUCUUUUUGUCAGUAAAUCAAGUCUUAAUUCUGGCUGUUUCUCUGAUAGGAUGAGAUAGACAUUUUUCCCCUUUUACACCGCUUUUAGAAUUAUGCCAUCAACGUCAUGUCGACAGGGGGCGGUACGGUAGCCUAGUGGUUAAAGCGUUCGCUCGUCUUGACGAAGACCCUGGCUCAAUUCCCCAAAUGGGUACAGUGUGUGAAACCCAUUACUGGUAUCCCCCGCCGUGAUGUUGCUGGAAUAUUGCUAAAGCGGCGUAAAACCAUACUCACUCACUCAUGUCCACGGACAUGGAUUCCACACAUUGUUAUUAUAUGGUGAAUAGAAUUCACGUCCUCGGCUUUUGCAUAACGAUCACUGGCUAUAGUCUAAUUCUGUGAAUUACUUAGUCUGUGUCAAGAUUGGUCAAUGCUAUUUUAAACACGUGCUUAUGGUAUAGUCAGCCAUCCAAAGUACAGA